AUGUCGCCGUUCAGCAACGAGAAGAUAGCUGAGAAGCGAGCUUCGGCAGCAGAAGCCUUCUCCAGCUGGGUAAGCCUGAAGCAGGCUCUUCAGGUGAAAAACACCCUCGGAGAAGGCGAGAGCCGUUAUGUCGAUGCUGAUCCUCUCUGGAUCAAUGAAGACCUGGAGCCCACACCGGCGGAGAAGAGAACUUGGGAUUUCAAGACGUACUGCCUGUUCUACUUUGGUAUCUCUUUUGGCAACUGGACACUGGGAUCUACCAUGAUUGGAAUUGGUCUUAGCUGGUGGCAGUCGAUUGUGGUCAUCUUCGUGUCACAGACCAUCGCAUCCAUCGUAAUGGCUCUCAACUCACGCGCCGCGUCAAGAUACCACCUCGGCUAUCCAGCGAUUGCCAGAGCGGUCUUCGGCAUGUAUGGAAGUUAUUACUUCGUAGGCGCUCGUGCUGUGUUGGCCGCAGUAUGGUAUGGUAUUCAAUUGUACUCAGGUUCAGGUCAUGUUGGGAACAUGCUAAGAGCCAUCUUCGGAGAUUUGUACAACAAUAUUCCCAACCACAUCCCCGAGUCCGCCGGAAUCACGACAAAGGGAAUGCUUGCCUUUAUUCUGUUCUGGCUAAUCCAUCUCGUCUUCUGUUUCUUCAGACCAUACCAGCUCAAGAAGUUUUUCUGGUUCAAAGGAUUCAUAAUGUUGCCGGCAGUUGCAGGCGUGUUCAUUUACUGCAUGAUUGAGAGUAAUGGUAAGGUAGGCAAUACGCUAGCCCAGAGCACUGUGGGUGGUGGCAUGGGCUGGGCCAUUAUGCAUGGCAUCAACUCAGGUAUGGGUAACACCGCUACUUUGAUCACGAACCAGCCCGACAUUGCGCGUUGGAGUACAAGUCCGAGGGCCUCCAUCUGGUCUCAGAUCAUGGUGCAGCCGCUUUCGGUGACACUCUCUGCAAGCUUUGGUAUCCUAGCAACUGCCGGCAUUAAUGGCAAAUGGGGUCUGGAACUCUGGAACCCAUGGGAUCUCUUGGAUGCCAUUCAGGACCACCACAACAACUCGGGAGCUAGGUUUGCAAUAUUCCUGGCGGCUUUCUGUUGGACGAUAAGCAUUUUGGGUACCAACAUUGCGGCCAAUAUGAUAUCUUUCGGUUCAGAUGCCGCCCUGCUUUGGCCUCGGUAUAUCGACAUGAAGCGUGGUUUCUUUAUUGCUCAGUGCUUGGGAUUUGCCAUCGUUCCUUGGAAGAUCCUUCAGUCGGCUUCAAUCUUCACAACCUUUUUGUCGGGCUAUGGCCUCUUCAUGGCUAGUGUCGUAGCGAUCAUGCUCGCAGAUUAUUUCGUCCUCACCAAUGGAAAUAUCGCAACUGGGUGGCUCUUCAAUCCGCAAAAGACAAACGUGCACUAUCGCUACUACGGAGGGUGGAACAUGCAGGCCGUCAUAGCUUACAUUGCUGGAAUUGCAAUGCCGUUCCCCGGAUUUGCUGCUUCUCUGGGAGCAACAGGAGUGAACCAAUCUGGCGAGGACAUGUUUUAUAUCGGUUGGCUGCUGUCGUUCUGCACUGCGCUCGUGGUCUACAUUGGGCUCUGUAAAAUUUGGCCAACACAGAAUCAAAAGCUCAUCCGUGAACGGCAGAUGGUUUGGGAGGAGUGCGCACAGGAUCCGAUUGAGGACGACACAAGCAGUUCGGCACAGGAGAUGGGUAUCUCACAUGUCUCAACAGAUCUUGCCGCUUCGAGGAAAGAGGCUGCUUUCUAA
Molecule: messenger RNA, 1731 nt
Organism: Truncatella angustata
Lineage: Eukaryota; Fungi; Ascomycota; Sordariomycetes; Amphisphaeriales; Sporocadaceae
Product: allantoin
Exons: 8
Coding region: 1-1731 (576 amino acids)
Biological process (GO): transmembrane transport; nucleobase transport
Cellular component (GO): plasma membrane
Molecular function (GO): nucleobase transmembrane transporter activity
Source: RefSeq, a predicted model, not a curated record